AGAGAGAGAGAGAGAGAUAUGGUGAUUGAUGAAGGAAGAAUGAUAAUCGGUUCAGAGGCAGCUCUAGCCUGGAACAGGUGUUGUGAAAGAAAGAAAAAAAAAUGCCUGAAGUUAUUUUGGUUAGAAAUAUAGAUAUAAGAAAAACUGCUUCAUCAACUUUGGAGCUGAGUGUACAUACACAACCAUGCAAUAGUUGUGUCUCCCCUGUGAAUGAAUACUCUCUCUCUCUCUCUCUCUCUCUCUCUCUCUCUCUCUCUCUCUCUCUCUCUCUCUCUCUCUCUCUCUCUCUCUCUCUCUCGCGAUGUGUGUGUGUGUGUGUGUGUGUGUGUAUGUGUGUUGAGGGGUGGGAGGAAUGUUAUUGGCAGUUCCUUGUGGCUGGAGCUAACCGGUAGGAUUUGUACCACAUAAUACAAGUUUUAACUCACUGGCCGUAUUGUAAGGUAUUUGACGAUCAUAGAGUGUUACCGUUUUUUUUUUUUUUUUUCUAUUUAUGGAACGUAUCUAACAUAAAAAAAAGUUUCAUAAGGAAAGUGUUUCAUGAUGACUUGCUUAGUAAGAUAAGUAGAGAUUAAAAAGCGUUGCACCGAACUGAGUGUGUGUCUUACUGGAAGCACUAUCAGUGAGUGAGUGUGAGAGAUAACUUUGAGCUUGAACGCGGGACGUGCGAUGCUCCAUGACGUGCGAUACCAUUCAGUACUGAUGAAAGAAAACCGCAUGGUUACCUGGCAAGAAAGGUGGAGACAACGCAGAACAUCAUGGCACCUACCAGACCUCCACUUUGACCUGGAGAAUCAUGCGUCUAAGUUGUUGCCCAAACCUGAGCGUCGGAUCUUGGUGCCGCUCUGUGGGAAGUCAGUGGAUGUUGAGUGGUUGUACAGAGAAGGGCACACAGUGGUGGGCAUAGAAGGAAUAGAGCAACCAAUAGUUGAGUUCUUCUCAGAGCGCAACUUGCCCUACACCACUGACCACUUGACGUGGGCUAAAGUGUUCAAGACGGAAGAUGAUCGACUUAGGAUGUACUGCUGUGACAUUUUCAAGAUGGAUAUGGAAAGCUUAGGAAAAUUUGAUGCAGUCUGGGAUAGGGCCUCGCUGGUUGCCAUAUAUGAGGAGGACAGAGAAAAAUAUGCCAAAGUGAUUAAGGCUCUACUAGCUCCAGAUUUUCGUUAUCUGAUUAGCACUACUCAGUAUACUCCACUUGAAGUUUAUAGUGGACCACCAAGGAACAUUCCAACAGCAUUAGUGGAGAAACUGUUUAGUGAUGUGUGUGAGUUGCAAGUGCUGGAGGAAACUACCAGGCCCAAAGAAGUCAUCGAGCAGUGGGGUUUUGAUUACUAUGUUGAGACUGCGCUGCUGCUCACUCCACGGUCAUGAGCCAACACUGGACUUCCUUAUAAAGUGGUGUAUGAUGAUGAUGAUGGUAAGGAUGGUGAAGUUGACAUUUACCACACUAAACAAUUAUUCACUAUAUCUGAGGAACUUCUCAAUAUUAACAUUUUAUAACUUAGAAUAAGUUAAUAAUAAUACCCAUUGCCAUUUUGUCAUCAUCAAUGUUAUGUUGCUUUCAGAAAUCAAUUAAUAUGUUUUCGACGUGCUUCUGCCGUUUAUUGAAAAUAAACUUUAUACUGUUAUGUUAUAUUAGGUUGACUUUAAAUCUCAAGCACAUUCAAUCUGUAAACCUACUUCAAUGGCAUUGUUGGUGACAGAGAGGCCCCAGUGUUGGUGUUAUCACAGAAGGUGUUGUCCACGUGCCUUGUUCAAGUUUAGGCCGGGUCAAGUGGUUGUGUCUGAGAAUCAGAAGAGGGGUAAUGUGGCCUCUCUUUUAGGCUAACACCUAGCUUUAUUACCUGUAAUACCUCCACUCAGGUAUUAUUAUAUUUACUUUUAUGUGUCACUGGGCAUACCCACGUAUG
This is a messenger RNA of Portunus trituberculatus (swimming crab), 1910 nucleotides long. RefSeq names its product thiopurine S-methyltransferase-like. The transcript is spliced from 6 exons. The record is from RefSeq and is a predicted model, not a curated record. Lineage: Eukaryota; Metazoa; Arthropoda; Malacostraca; Decapoda; Portunidae. The coding region runs from base 667 to 1371 and encodes 234 amino acids. Gene Ontology annotation, molecular function: thiopurine S-methyltransferase activity.